Dermatophagoides pteronyssinus (European house dust mite) is the source of this 2805-nucleotide messenger RNA. It is a transcript of the gene Glyp, whose product is annotated as glycogen phosphorylase. Gene Ontology annotation, cellular component: cytoplasm. Lineage: Eukaryota; Metazoa; Arthropoda; Arachnida; Sarcoptiformes; Pyroglyphidae. Gene Ontology annotation, molecular function: pyridoxal phosphate binding; glycogen phosphorylase activity. The record is from RefSeq and is a predicted model, not a curated record. Gene Ontology annotation, biological process: glycogen catabolic process.
AAAUAUUAUUAUCAUUUUAAUUUUGAAGUUUUGUAAAUUUUGAAUUUGUAAUUUUUUUUAUAAUUAAAAUUUUUUUCCACCAAUCAAUCAAUCAAUCAAUAAUGGCAUCCGCUUCGCAAACUGAUCUUGAACGACGUAAACAGAUUAGUGUUCGUAAUAUUGCUACCGUUGGUAAUGUAAAUGAUAUAAAACAAUCAUUUAAUCGUCAUUUACAUUAUACAGUGGUUAAAGAUCGUAUCGUAUCAACAUCAAGAGAUUUUUAUUUAGCAUUAGCACAUAGUGUACGUGAUCAUUUAACAUCUCGUUGGAUUCGUACACAACAAAAUUAUUAUGAAAAAGAUCCAAAGCGUGUUUAUUAUCUAUCAUUAGAAUAUUAUAUGGGUCGUACAUUAACAAAUACAAUGAUUAAUAUUGGCAUACAAUCAGCAUGUGAUGAAGCAUUAUAUCAAAUGGGUUUGGAUAUUGAAGAAUUGGAAGAAAUCGAAGAAGAUGCUGGUCUUGGUAAUGGUGGUUUAGGACGGUUAGCAGCUUGUUUUCUUGAUUCAAUGGCAACGCUUGGUAUGGCCGGUUAUGGUUAUGGUUUACGUUAUGAAUAUGGUAUAUUUACACAGAAAAUUAUUGAUGAAGAACAAAUAGAAGAACCGGAUGAUUGGUUACGUUUUGGUAAUCCAUGGGAAAAAGCUAGGCCAGAAUAUCUGAUACCUAUACAUUUUUAUGGUCGUGUUUUGCAUGAUGAAACAGGUGCACAUUGGAUCGAUACACAAACAGUACAAGCAAUGCCAUAUGAUAGUCCAAUACCUGGUUAUCAAAAUAAUUAUGUUAAUACAAUGCGUUUAUGGUGUGCAAAAUCACCACAUAAUUUUAAUCUAAAAUUUUUUAAUAAUGGUGAUUAUAUACAAGCUGUACUGGAUAGAAAUUUUGCCGAAAACAUUACACGGGUUUUAUAUCCAAAUGAUAAUGUAUUUGAAGGACGUGAAUUACGUUUAAAACAAGAAUAUUUUCUUUGUGCUGCAACAUUACAGGAUAUUAUUCGUCGGUAUAGGAAUGCAAAAUUUGGUGAACAGAUUGUUGUCAGGAAUUCGUUUGAUGAAUUUCCGGAUAAAGUUGCCAUACAAUUAAACGAUACACAUCCAUCAUUAGCCAUACCGGAAUUGAUGCGUAUUUUCAUUGAUUUGGAAAAAAUGCCAUGGGAAAAAGCCUGGAAUAUUUGUACAAAAGUUUUCGCUUAUACUAAUCAUACUGUACUACCGGAAGCAUUAGAACGUUGGUCAUGUGGCCUAUUAGCACAUGUUUUACCCAGACAUUUAGAAAUUAUUUAUGAAAUUAAUGCUAGACAUUUACAACGUGUUAGUGAAUUAUAUCCAAAUAAUCUGGAUAAAUUACGUAGUUUAUCAUUGAUUGAAGAAGGUGAUGAUAAAAAAGUUAAUAUGGCAAAUUUAGCUGUUGUUGGUAGCCAUAAAGUUAAUGGUGUUGCGGCUAUUCAUUCGGAAAUUAUAAAGAAAACCGUAUUUAAAGAUUUUUAUGAAAUGACACCGGAAAAAUUUACAAAUAAAACAAAUGGUAUAACACCACGUAGAUGGUUAUUAUUAUGUAAUCCCGGUUUAUCUGAUUUAAUAAGUGAUAAAAUUGGUGAAGAAUGGAUUAUUCAUCUAGAACAAUUACAAAAAUUAAAACAAUUUAUUAAUGAUGCAAAUUUCAUACGUGAUAUACAACGUGUUAAACAAGAAAAUAAAAUGCGUCUAGCUGAAAUAUUAAAAAAAGAAAUGAAUAUUGAAAUUAAUCCAGCAUCAUUAUUCGAUAUACAGGUUAAACGUAUCCAUGAAUAUAAAAGACAAUUAUUGAAUUGUUUACAUAUAAUUACAUUAUAUAAUCGUAUUAAAUGUAAUCCAAAUAUAUCGAUUGUACCACGUACUAUUAUGAUUGGCGGAAAAGCAGCACCCGGUUAUCAUAUGGCCAAACAAAUUAUUCGUUUAAUUAAUAAAGUAGCUAAAGUGGUUAACAAUGACCCAGUUGUUGGUAAUAAACUUAAGGUUGUUUUUCUGGAAAAUUAUCGUGUAUCAUUUGCUGAAAAAAUUAUACCAGCUGCUGAUUUAAGUGAACAAAUUUCUACAGCCGGUACUGAAGCAUCCGGUACUGGUAAUAUGAAAUUUAUGUUGAAUGGUGCCCUAACAAUCGGUACAUUGGACGGUGCAAAUGUUGAAAUGAUGGAAGAAAUGGGUAAAGAAAAUAUUUUCAUUUUCGGUAUGAAUGAACAAGAAGUUGAACAACUUAAACAAACGGGUUAUAAUGCAUGGAAUUAUUAUAAUACAAAUGUUGAAUUGAAAAUGGCAAUCGAUCAGAUUAAUAAUGGUUUUUUCAGUCCAAAAAAUCCGGAUAUGUUUAAAGAUGUUGUUAAUGUUUUACUUAAUCAUGAUCGAUUUUUUGUUUUUGCUGAUUAUCAAUCAUAUUUGGAUUGUCAGGAAAAAGUUUCCGAUUUAUAUAAGAAUCCAAUCGAAUGGACACGUAAAACAAUAUUGAAUAUUGCAUCAUCGGGAAAAUUUUCCAGUGAUCGUACGAUUGCCGAAUAUGGUCGUGAAAUUUGGAAUGUUGAACCAUCGUUUGAUAAGUUACCUGAACCACAUCAAACACCUACUGCCAACAACACAAAUAACACCACCGUCACUAAUAACACUAACGCAACCAUCACUAAUAACGCAACCAAACCAAUGAAAAAUGGUUUAAAAAAUGAAUAAAAAAUUCAUUAAUUAAUUUUGUUGAAAUUAUAAAACAAAACAAGAUUUUUAAUUAAAUAAAAAUUACUAUUAU